UUUAGACCGGGCGAGUUCGAGUGUAGUAUAUUUUUAAAAAUAUACUUAAAAUAUUUUAUUUUUUUUAAAUACCAACAUAUAUAAUUUUUUUAUUAAGGAAAUAAUCAAUACCUUCAUAAAUAAAAUAAUCGACCGUAAAAACCAAUUACCGUUAACGAUAAGAAAAAUAAUAUUUGAAACCCUUGCGUGAAACCGCGACGAUAAAAAUUCCAUUCAUGCAGCAAUCGAGAGAGGAAAUCGUGACCUUUUCCAAGUGAAGUGUUUCUAAUUUUCUUGGUGUUGAAUUUCAAAGAAAAUUUUUUAAAGAAAGAAAAAUAAAAUUAAAAGGAUGGGACGGUUGUCGAUUUGGGUCCUUCUAGGACUUAUGCUUUUUGCCGUAUCAUCAAAUGAUAUCUUUGCCAGCGCGGAAGUUGGUCCUAGUGAGUCCGAAUGUCGUCCAUACAUCGAGAAGGCUAUAAACGAACUAAAGACAGGUGAUCCAAAUGAAAAAGAUACCGACAAAGAUAGUGUUGCUAGUCCGGAAGCAACUUCCGGCGAGGACACAACGAGUAAAGAACCCGAACUUGAUGACAACGACGAUUCAGUUGAGCAGCCACAAGCAGAUGAUGCAGCUGCAGCACCUGAAUCAGAACAGGAUGAUAACGACAAUGAUGAAGAUGGCGGCAAGGAAGACUCUGAAGAUGCAAAGGAUGAAAGCCAAGAAGAAUCGAAAGAUCAGUUGGAAACUGUAGAAAUAUCCGAUGGUGAGUCUGAAGAAGCUACCAAGUCUGGUGAAGAUGCCGCUAAGGGAGAAGAAGAUGAUGACGAUGACAAGAAAUCUGAAGAAGCUGCAGAUAGUGAAACAAAGUCAGAAGAACAACCCGAAGAAGCCGAUGAUAAGAAUUCGGAAGAAGUCAAAGAAGAAGCCUCUUCAAAGGAAGGCUCUUCUGACGAUGAUGCUGUAAAGUCUGAGGAAACUGCUUCAAAGGAAGAAGGAGAAGAGGCUAAAGAGAGUCAGGAACAAGCUGAUGAUGAGAGCAAGGCUGAUUCUGCUGAAGCAGCUGAAGAAAGCAAGGAAGAUAGUGACAAGGCAGAAGGUAGUGUAGAAGAAGCCGAUGAAGAAGAAAUUACAAGAUCAAAGCGUAGUGUCGAUGAAGCUUCUCCCGAAGACAGUACUGCCGAUGAUGACACUCCAGACUCCAAGGAAGAUGCUCCAGCUGUUGAAGAUGAUGGCGUGGACUCCAAGGAAGAUGCCGCUGAAGACGGUAAAGCCUCUCAGGAAGACACUGCUGAAGAUGAUGGCAAAGACAGCAAGGAAGAAUCUGUUGCUGAGAGUAAGGAAGACGACAAGGCUGAUGAUGGUGUAGAUAGUACCGAGGACGAAACAAAGGCUGAUGAUAGCAACGCUGAAGAUGAACCUAGCAAAGAAGAUAGCGAAACUGAAAGCAAGGAAGAAGAUAAGCCCGAUGUUGAUGACGGUAAGGACAGCAAGGAAGACAGUAAGGCUGAAGGAGAAGAUGAUGGCGAUAGCAAAGAAGCACCAAGUGCUGAUGAAGGUAAGGAUAGUGAAGAAGCAGAUAGCAAGCCUGAAGGUAGCGGAGAAGCAGCAGAUGCCGAUGAGACUGGAGAAGCCAAAGAUUCUGAAGAGGAUGACACCAAGCCCGAGGAUGAACUACUUUGGGAAGGAGAAAUCCCUGAGAAUCUUCGAAGCCGCAGUCACAUCACCGAACUCCUUCAACUCGAUGAAGACUUCGAAGCUAGGGGCCAAGCUGUUGAUCGUGUUGCUGAAAUAAUUCUUCGUGACAUCAAACGCAUUUACGAAAAUGCAAUUAAACCUCUGGAAACUCUUUACAAGUACCGUGAUCUCAGUAAUCGCCAUUUCGGUGACCCAGAAAUCUUCUCCAAGCCAAUGGUUCUAUUCAUGGGACCAUGGAGCGGUGGUAAAUCAUCGAUUAUUAACUACCUCACUGGUAACGAAUACACGCCUAAUUCUUUGAGAACUGGUGCCGAACCAUCUCCAGCUUACUUUAACAUUCUCACUUGGGGCAAUGAGACUGAAGUCCUUGACGGAACCCAACUUGCUGCUGAUUACACAUUCUCUGGUCUGCAGAAAUUCGGUGAAGGUCUCGAAGAACGUCUACGCGGAUUGAAAUUACCCAGCAAACUACUCGAAAAGGUUAACAUUGUUGAAAUUCCCGGAAUUCUUGAAGUUCGUAAGCAAGUGUCACGUCUCUUCCCCUUCAACGAUGCCUGUCAAUGGUUUAUCGAUAGAGCCGAUAUUAUUUUCUUGGUCUACGAUCCAGCUAAACUUGAUGUUGGCCCUGAAACUGAGGCGAUACUUGACCAGCUCAAAGGACGUGAAUACCAAACUCGCAUUGUUUUGAACAAAGCCGAUACUGUUAAGCCCGAGGAAUUGUUGCGUGUUCAAAGUGCACUCAUCUGGAAUAUUUCUCCAUUGAUGUCAUCUGCUCAACCACCACUUAUGUACACAACAUCCCUAUGGUCACAUCCCUACGAAGAUGGAUCUCCAGCCCGUUUGCUUCAAGCUCAGGAACGAGCAUUUUUACGUGACAUGCGCACAGCUAUUGACAAGAGAAUCGAACAUAAGAUUUCAAGCGCUCGUCGUUUUGCUGUCCGUGUUCGAAAUCACGCUAAAAUGGUUGACUGCUACCUCACAACCUAUUUUAACCAUAAAACUCUGUUUGGCAACAAGAAACGCAUCGCCGAUGACAUCAUUGACCACCCACAGAAUUACCACAUCUACGAAGGCCUGUCUACUCUGACGAACAUCUCACGGUACGAUUUGCCCGAUCCAGAGGUCUAUCGUGACUUCUUCCGCUUGAAUCCACUGUACGAAUUCAAAAAGCUCUCGGAAACGUGCACCUACUUCCGUGGCUGUCCGAUCAGUAAACUGGACGUGGCCAUUGCUUAUGAUUUGCCUGAACUCGCUGGUAAAUACAAGAAAAUGGCAGAAGCCGCCUUGACAAGCCUGGAAAAUCAAAAGAGUAAAAGUUGAGCGAGUCUUAACCGGUAACUGUCAGAUCUGUCAAACUACGUAAAACCACAACAUAACCUAUAAAAUAUUAAAUUUUUUUUCUGAUGCUUUAAAAGAGUUUUCUUUUGUUGAAACUCUUUCUUAAAAACUAAAUAUCACAAAUAAAAAACAAAAUGGUGGAGUGGAAAUUUAACCGGGAAACCACAAACAAAAGAGAGAGAGAUAACAAUAAAUAAUAAACUGCAUCAAUAUAAAAAUAAAACUUUGCCAAAAAUGACAUUUGCCCAAAGUGUGAGCGACAUUAAACAUUAUAAACAAUAGUUUUGAAUUUCAUUGAAAAUCCUGUAGAAGCUUAAAAAUUAAAUUUAUUUUAUUUAUUAUAUCCGUAAAAGUUUAAAUUAAAAAAUUAUUUCUCUGCAGAUUUUAAAAGUCUUUAAACUUCUCUUUAUUGCUUUGUUUUGCUAAUAAACAUUUUCUUAUGAAACGUCCAAACGAAAUGAGAACCAAAAUACUCGAUUAGAUAUAUUUCUAUAUUUAUUUGUUAUUAUUAUUAUUAUAUUUAUUAUCAUUCAACGCAUUUAAUUUUAAUUAAUUUUUACCUUGUUUCAUGCAAAUUUGUCUUGCACUGUGUUCUGUUAAUUAAAAUACAAUUAAAUAAACCCCAAUAGUUUGUAAGUUUACGGUGAAAAACAAAAAAACAUAUAAAACUUGUUAAAGAUUUUUUGUAGUUUUUAUGUUUCGUUCUUUUUUGUUAGAUUUUAUUUUAGAAAAAAUAAAUUGUUUUAAAAAUAAAAUAAAUUUGUAUAUAAAAACAAUAAGAGGAUAAAAAGUUAUUAUUUACAUACAUUCUGAAAAAAGUAAGAUAAAACUAUGUAAAUGAACGUUAAUUUUCACAAAAAUAAAAGAUUACUUACUGUAGUGAGCUUUUGCUGUUAUAAUACCGUUUUAAAAUGAAAUGUAAUAUCUGGUUACUCGACCGGAAAUGCUCAUUUUAAAAUAAAAUUAGCUUUGGUGUUUAUCGUUGUUAAAUUAAAUAGAGAGGGACAUACAAAAAUGAGAGGUGAUCAUGUUUAAAACCACAGUAAUAAAAACAAAUAAAAACGAAAUAA
Eupeodes corollae is the source of this 4083-nucleotide messenger RNA. RefSeq lists its product as uncharacterized. Gene Ontology annotation, molecular function: GTP binding. Lineage: Eukaryota; Metazoa; Arthropoda; Insecta; Diptera; Syrphidae. The transcript is spliced from 8 exons. The coding region runs from base 329 to 2995 and encodes 888 amino acids. The record is from RefSeq and is a predicted model, not a curated record.